ACCGACGCGUAGUGCCACGUUGAUGGAGCCCAUUGGGGACGUGGAAAGCGGAGUCGGGAGCGAGCUCAGCGGGGACCGGGUAGCUACGAGUCGCCGACGUCUUGUUGUCUUAUCUUCGGGGGGCCCCGAUAGUCGUUUAAACGCCACCGUAGAAAGAAGAGCGAAAACAGCCGGUUGUCGUCGUCGUCCCCAUUCAUUGUCUGCGCGCGCGUACUUGUGACAGGAGCAGAGAGAAAAGGCAAAAUAAAAGCAAGGAUGAAACUGAAAGAGAUUAACCGCACGGCCAUCCAGAGCUGGAGUCCGGCGCAGCAGCACCCUAUCUACCUGGCAACAGGAACGUCGGCACAGCAGCUGGAUGCCUCCUUCAGCACAAAUGCCUCGCUGGAGCUCUUUGAGCUCGACUUGUCGGACCCGUCGCUGAACAUGAGGUCAUGCGGAAGCUACUCUUCGUCUCACAGGUACCACAAGCUGGUCUGGGGUCCCUGCAUAGCGGACGCCCAGGAUCACCCGGCCGGCUUGGUCAUCGCCGGGGGCGAGAAUGGCAACGUCAUCCUGUACGACGCCACCAAGAUCAUGGCGGGCGAGAGCGAGGCGGUCGUGGCAGAAAGUGACCGGCACACGGGCCCUGUGAGAGGACUGGACGUCAAUCCCUUCCAGACCAACCUCUUCGCAUCGGGCGGGAACGAGUCGGAAAUUUACAUCUGGGAUAUAAACAACUUUGAGUCCCCCAUGACGCCAGGACCCAAAACACAGCCAGUGGAGGACAUUAGCUGUGUGGCGUGGAACAGGCAGGUCCAGCACAUCCUGGCUUCGGCCAGCCCGAGUGGUCGCGCCUCCGUGUGGGACCUCCGCAAGAAUGACCUCAUUAUUAAAGUCAGCGACCACAGCAACAGAAUGCAUUGCUCUGGGCUGGCGUGGAACCCGGAGGUGGCCACCCAGCUGGUCCUAGCCUCUGAGGACGACCGCAUGCCCGUCAUCCAGAUGUGGGAUUUACGAUUCGCUACUUCCCCGCUCAAGAUUCUGGAGAAUCACACAAGAGGCAUCCUCGCCAUCGCUUGGAGCGUGGCCGAUCCCGAGCUGCUCCUUAGCUGUGCCAAGGACAGCAGGAUCCUGUGCUGGAACCCCAACACGGGCGAGGUGCUGUACGAGCUGCCCGCCGGUAGCCAGUGGUGCUUUGACGUGCAGUGGUGCCCCAGGAACCCGGCGGUGCUGUCCGCCGCCCGCUUCGACGGACAUAUCGACGUCUACUCCAUCAUGGGCGGCAGCAGCCAGGCGCAGAGCCAAAGGCAUGCAGACCAGAUUAGUAACUCCUUCGGCAACAUGGAUCCUUUCGGGACAGGACAAACAUUGCCCCCGCUACAGCUUCCUCAGACUGCCACCCCUCCAGCUAGCGUCAACCCCCUGAAGAAGCCCCCCAAGUGGAUCCGCAGGCCAGUUGGAGCGUCGUUUGCUUUUGGCGGGAAGCUGGUGUCUCUGGAGAAUGGGCCAGCAAACGGGCAGCAGCCUGGUGGCCCCCGCCUGGUUCACGUCAGUCAGGUGGUGACGGAGGCAACCUUCUUGAAGCGGUCAGAGCAGCUCCAGGCCACGCUGAACGCGGGCACCUUCCAGGAAUUCUGCCAGGAGAAGAUCCAAGCAGCUCAGGACCAGUUUGAAAAAAAUGUUUGGUCUUUCCUCAAGGCCAACUUUGAAAGUGACAUCCGGAGUCAAUUCUUGGAGCUUCUUGGCUACAACAAAGAGGGCCUCUCUGCCAAGGUCAGACCCAUGCAUAUUUCUGCGGCGCUGGAGGAGAAGUCAGCUGACGCUCCGCUGGUGGACGCAGCGAUCGCUCCAGCCAGCGCACAGCCACCACUUGACAAUCCAGAGGUGGCGUUCGAUAUGAUCGCUGCCGCAAACCUGAAACCGGACCAGAGCGUGCCUCCUCAGGAGCAAAUAGAAGAGGAGGAGAGCUCCUUGGAAGAGGAGGUGCCGCUGGACGAGCCCAAGACUCCCGCCCAAGUCGAGGAGCCCGCCGAGGCUCCUGCAGAGGGAGUGGACCUCAGCAUCAGUAAAGACAUGGAUGGUCUGAUCACGCAGGCCCUGCUGACGGGCGACUUCGAAGCCGCCGUGGAGCUCUGUAUCCAUGACGACCGCAUGGCCGACAGCAUCAUCCUGGCCAUCGCUGGCGGCGCCGAGCUCCUGGAGAAGACCCAGAGGAAGUAUUUCCGCAUGACCCGUGGCAAGAUCACCAAGCUGAUCAGUGCCGUGGUGACCAAAGACUGGCGUGACGUCCUGACCACGUGUGACCUGCACAACUGGAAGGAGGCGCUGGCAGCCGUCAUGACCUACGCCAAGCCCGAUGAGUUCUCUUCGCUGUGCGAACUCCUGGGCGUCCGUCUGGGGGCGUCGGACGAGGCUGCACUUCGAGCUCACGCCUGCCUGUGCUACAUCUGCGCCGGCAACGUAGACAAACUGGUGGCCUGCUGGAACGCAGCUGGACAGCAUCACUGUCCGCUAUCCCUGCAGGACCUCGUAGAGAAGGUGGUGGUGCUGCGGCGUGCUGUGGAGCAGACGCAGCGCUCGGGUCCCGAGGCCCACGUCGGCGUCCUGCUGGCUGAAGAGAUGGGUCGCUACGCCGGGCUGCUGGCCUCGCAGGGCAGCCUGUCCACCGCCAUCAGCUACCUGCCCGAAGGCAGCGGACAGGUGGCAGUGCAGCACCUCCGUGAACGCCUCAGUCGGGCUCUGGGUCAGCAGGCUGGUCCAGUCCAGACCCCCAGAUCUCAGCCUCAGCAUGCCACCCAUCAGCCCUGCCUUUCCUUCACCCAGAUCCAGCCCUCUACCCCACUAGCACCUGUACAGGCACCAAUACCCGCUUCUGACCCCGCCCAGCAGCAGUAUUAUCAGCCUGUGAGGUCCGCCUCUACUGUCACCUCGUGGAGUAACCAGACGCCGACAGCCCUGCCCAACGUCCCGCUUCCUCCGCAAAUGGGCACUGUCUCCGAGCAGCAACAGCAGGCAGAACCACCAAAGUCCAUGUACGGAAUGCCGCCAUCCGCCUCGGCCUCUGCAGGUUCUGCCUACAUGUACUCCCAGCAGUACCAGCCCCACUCCCAGGUCCAGCACUUCCCGCCUGGAGCCUAUCAGCCUCUUCAUUACUCCGAGCCCCCUUACCCUCCUCAGCCAUCUGGCUUCCUCGAACAGUGCCUGCCCUCUUCUCCCUCUUCCUACCUUCCUCCUUUCUUUCCCACCUCCUCCUCCUCGUCCUUUUCUUCUUCCGGAGUGUCUUUCCAGCAUGGUGUGCCAGGCUCUCCUGGGUCCUACGAGCCGCCCCCUCCGCCCAGCGGAGUCUCAGGUACAAAGUUUGAGCUCGAGCAGAUCCUCGAUCCCCAGGGAACAGGGCCCCAGAAUGGUUGGAAUGACCCGCCAGCUCUGAGCAGAAUAUCCAAGAAGAAGGUCCGGGAGAAUUACACCCCACCCGCCCCUAUCACCGCUCCCAUAAUGGCUGCUCUGGGCGUGGACCCUCACGUCCAGCCAGUAGCCUCUGGAGCACCACAGGGCUCCUUCCCGAGUCCUUACGGGGCCAUCCAGCAGAUCCCACCACAGACCCUCAACCCAAGCAUACCCACUGAGGGAGCACCCGGGGGGCCUACGGGCGAUGCCAUACAGCCUGUGCAGUCGAUGCCCCCUGAGAAGAUCGCCAAGAAGCCCAUCCCUGAGGAGCAUCUGGUCCUAAAGACCACAUUUGAGGGCCUGGUCCAGAAAUGCUUGGCCGUCGCCACCGACCCACAAACUCGGCGGAAGCUGGACGACGCCAACAAGCGUCUGGAGGCGCUCUACGACAAACUGCGGGAUCAGACGCUUUCUCCCGCCAUCGUUGGGGGUCUGCACAACAUGGCGCGCAGCAUCGAGGUGCGCGCUUACGCCGAGGGCUUGGGCAUCCACACGCACAUCGUUAGCAGCAGCAACUUCAGCGAGACGUCGGCGUUCAUGCCCAUCCUCAAGGUGGUACUGACGCAGGCAAACAAGCUGGGUGUGUGAGCCCACACAGUACCAGGGGUUGCCAAUCAAGGGCUGUUGUCUUCUCUUUUUGUUUUUUUAAUUUACACUACCAAUCAUGCUGAUUGCUUUUAAAAGUUGACUUUAUCUGAAGUGAUGCAAUCCGAAUGGAUCAUUUUCAAUGACAGGAAAUCCCGACAGAAGAGGAAAAGGGAACUUUCUGCGCAUCUCAAUUUGUAGAAGUAGGCUGAUUAUUUAAUUUUUUUUUAUAAUUCAUGUUUUUUUUUUUCUUUUUUCUCAGCAUUAUGGCUUAAAAUCAUUUUGUUUUUGUUUUGUAGCAGCUAAUCGCACUCGGUUGGUGCUUUUUAAAAUAUUUUUUUUAAAACCUUACACCUCCGCCUUACGUUUUAGCACAGCAAUGCAAUCUCAAUGCACAGUGCAUCGUCAGCGCUUCGUUUUUUCCACAGUCAUAUUCCCAAAAAUAAAAACAUCUCUUCAAAAUGUUGCAUAUAACACUGCAUAAUGACAUGAAAACAGAUUUUAUGAAUUUCUUGUUGCUUUAUUGGAAUAUAAAAACGAAGGAAUCUAUUCAAUUAAAGUGCAUCUGGAAAGUAUUCGCAGCACUUGUUCCAUAUUUAAUCAUGUAAAAUUAACAUUUUUAAAAUAUAUAUUUUUUAGUACAUUUCCAAAAAUCGAGGAUUUUUUUUUUUUUUUAUUUAAUCCAUUUUCAAGAACACAAAAUGUGGAAAAAGUGAAACGGUGUCAAUACUUUGUGUGCACUGUAUUCCCCCCUAGUGUAGUGGUGACACUCCCUUAAUCCGAUUCAGAAUUGUCGAGUCUCUUGGUUUGAGUCUGUUGUAGAUUGACCACAUGCAAUAUUUUCAAUACACAGUAUUUAUUUACAAGGUGACUGAUUGUGUUGUAGACGGCAAAGCUUUUGUGCGAGACGAGGCGUUUACUCCCAUGUUCACCGGACACUUCAUAAGAAAUGCAUGCACAGUCUUAAUGUCAACAGGAAAAACAAAGUCACGAGGAUGGCACGUUUACUGUAAAUAAGACUUCAUUGUGGACAAAUUACACAAACACAACAUUGAGGUUGAGGCCUUUAGGAUGUAAAAAAACCAAACAAACAUUUGAGGUUUUUCUGGAGCCUUCUCUUCACGGACGUUAAGCUCUGCCCGUCACUUCCAGCUGGCCGAAGGACGUGAUGACACGGUAGUGCGCCGCUUCCUCUUCUGUCACUUCGGCGUUCCCCGGCCGUAUCACCACCACCGCGUUGACCCCGGCGUCCCCCGCCGCUUUGGCCUCUGCAACCACAUGCCGUUUACUUUUAUUUAGCCUAUUUAUGACUACACGUGGCAUCUGUAAAGCUUACAUUUCCAAUUGAGUUUAAGGUAUGAAUCGCUAAAUGUGUCGUCUGCUUGAAUUCAAAAAAAAAAAAAAGCCGCCUCUUUCCCUCAGGAAAAAAAUGGUGUUGCUUUACUACAUAAAGUAGUCUACAGAGAAGUUGUGACAACUGUAAAGAUUUCAUCUAGAGUAGAAAUUUAAGUUCUAGAAAAAAGUAGUAUUUCUGGACCUAUUUCCUCAAAUAGCCUUCUUCACUCUAAUUGAUGCAGUGUCCCAAUUUAUAUAGUUGGAUAAAUAAAUGCCUGACCUAAAAUAAACACCUCUCUUUAUCCAUAAAAAGAAAGUACAGGUGAUACAACUCGUUCUCUACUGUGAUGACACACAGUCUUUUCCAGAAGGCCUGUACAGCAGGUGUGGUAUCUGUAGAGCUGACAUUUGCAGUGGAAAUUAAAAGUUCUAUUACUACUACUGAUGCAAGUUUCCUCAAAUUGCCCUGCUCUCUAAUAGAUGCCAAGUCCAAAUUAUUCACUGGGUGCCACUUAAUUCAAUGAACACCUCACCUCAUGGUUUUGAGAAAGUUAUACUGCAUGCGUAUUUACUCAAAUGGCCUUAGCUCUUAAUAGGUGCCGUGUCCAGGUUAAUUGAAGCGUACCAUUUAAUAAGCGCCUCACUCCAAAUAACUUUGAGAAAGUUAUGCUGCAUGCGUAUUUUUCCUCAAAUAGCCUCUGCGCUAAUAGAUGUCCAAAUUAAUCGCCGGGUGCCACUUGAAUAAAUA
Messenger RNA from Phycodurus eques (leafy seadragon), 6094 nucleotides. RefSeq names its product SEC31 homolog A, COPII coat complex component (gene sec31a). Lineage: Eukaryota; Metazoa; Chordata; Actinopteri; Syngnathiformes; Syngnathidae. Gene Ontology annotation, cellular component: COPII vesicle coat; endoplasmic reticulum exit site. Gene Ontology annotation, molecular function: protein binding; structural molecule activity. Gene Ontology annotation, biological process: endoplasmic reticulum to Golgi vesicle-mediated transport; intracellular protein transport; COPII-coated vesicle cargo loading. Bases 256 to 4014 code for a protein of 1252 amino acids. The transcript is spliced from 27 exons. The record is from RefSeq and is a predicted model, not a curated record.